Phaethon lepturus (White-tailed tropicbird) is the source of this 1483-nucleotide messenger RNA. It is a transcript of the gene SSTR2, whose product is annotated as somatostatin receptor 2. Lineage: Eukaryota; Metazoa; Chordata; Aves; Phaethontiformes; Phaethontidae. Gene Ontology annotation, biological process: cellular response to glucocorticoid stimulus; neuropeptide signaling pathway; cellular response to estradiol stimulus. The record is from RefSeq and is a predicted model, not a curated record. The coding region runs from base 1 to 1116 and encodes 371 amino acids. Gene Ontology annotation, molecular function: neuropeptide binding; somatostatin receptor activity. Gene Ontology annotation, cellular component: membrane; neuron projection. The transcript has a single exon.
AUGGAGCUGGAAUAUGAGCUGCCCAAUGCCACCGCGUUCUGGUUCUCCCCAGCUUCCCCCUUUGACAACUUCUCCAUGGAGGCACCCACCAAUGUGUCGCAGAACGCCACAGGCCAGCACUUUGACCUGACCAGCAACGCCAUCCUCACCUGCAUCUACUUCGUGGUCUGCAUCAUAGGGCUGUGUGGCAACACGCUGGUGAUAUACGUCAUCCUUCGGUAUGCCAAGAUGAAGACCAUCACCAACAUCUACAUCCUCAACCUGGCCAUCGCAGACGAGCUGUUCAUGCUCGGUCUGCCCUUCCUGGCCAUGCAGGUCGCCCUGGUGCACUGGCCCUUUGGUAAAGCCAUCUGCAGAAUUGUCAUGACGGUGGAUGGCAUCAACCAGUUCACCAGUAUCUUCUGCUUGACGGUUAUGAGCGUUGACCGGUACUUGGCUGUCGUCCAUCCCAUCAAAUCUGCCAAGUGGAGGCGGCCCAGGACAGCCAAAAUGAUCAAUAUGGCCGUUUGGGGCGUCUCCCUGUUGGUGAUCAUGCCCAUCAUGAUUUAUGCUGGGGUGCAGCAUAAUCAUGGCAGGAGUAGCUGCACCAUCAUCUGGCCGGGAGAGUCAGGUGCCUGGUACACGGGCUUCAUCAUCUACACCUUCAUCCUGGGCUUUCUGGUGCCUCUCACCAUUAUUUGCCUUUGCUACUUGUUCAUCAUUAUCAAAGUCAAGUCCUCGGGCAUCAGAGUGGGCUCCUCCAAGAGGAAGAAGUCCGAGAAGAAAGUCACCAGGAUGGUCUCCAUUGUGGUCGCUGUCUUCAUCUUCUGCUGGCUCCCCUUCUACAUCUUUAAUGUCUCCUCAGUCUCCGUCCUGAUCGUGCCCACGCCUGUCCUCAAGGGCAUGUUCGACUUUGUCGUGGUCCUCAGUUACGCCAACAGCUGUGCCAACCCCAUCCUUUACGCCUUCUUGUCCGACAACUUCAAGAAGAGCUUUCAGAACGUCCUCUGCCUUGUGAAGGUCAGUGGCAUGGAUGAGGCGGACCGGAGCGACAGCAAGCAGGACAAAUCCAGGCUUAAUGAGACCACAGAAACCCAAAGGACCCUGCUCAAUGGUGACCUGCAGACAAGCAUCUGAGAGGAAAGCGGGGUUGUUCUUCCUUCGCUCUCCUCUCCCCACUUGCUCCCAGCUGCAGCAGGGUGGUGGCACGUACAGAGUCAGGGCAGGAGAGCCAGCUCACGGGAUGGCGGUGCACAGACCGAUGAGCGGCCGGGGUCCUCAGCUGGGCUCCUCCUGAGCUGCUGGAGGGUUGGCUUUCAAGCUCUAGGAAGGAUACGGAGGAGCUGCCUCGCCAGGAAAACAAAGACAACUCAUAGCAAUGCAGUGCAUUUCAACACCAAAGUGCCACCGUGGGCCACAGGUAUUGCCGGGGCGGCUCCGCUGGCUUCCACAGUGUUACCCUUGGGGCUGGUUGUCUCUGGGUGCUCUGCCUCAGAAUGGGUGC